UGGUUUCGGCAGGAUAAACAUGAUUUUGCGAUUUUGACUGUUAAUACAAUUGUACGAUUUUGGCGGAAAACAUGAUUUUGCGGUUUUAAUGAAAAAUCAACUUUGUGGUUUUAGCAGAAACACAAUUUUGUGAUUUUGGAAAAAAAAACAUACUUUUACGAUUUUGACAACAGAAAAAUGAUUUCACGAUUUUGACAGAAAAAUGGGUUCUAAUGAAAUAUUUGAAUUUGUGGUUUUAGCAGGAAACACAAUUUGUGGUUUUGGAGGAAAAACAUUUACUAUUUUGAUUAAAAACAUUUGCGAUUUUGAUAGAAAACAUACGAAAAACUUCACUUUAUGGUUUUAGCUGGGAACACAAUUCUAUGGUUUUGGAGGAAAAACAUAUUCAACGAUUUGACAAAAACAUGAUUUUGCUAUUUUGACAAAAAAAAAUGUUUUAACGAUUUUAUGCAAAAAUAUGUUUAGCAGUUUUGGCCAAAAACACUAUUUUGUUCGACAUUUUCGUGAGAAAACAUAACCUUCAGGUUAUUAUAGAGGGGAAACAUGGUUUAGCGGUUUGAGGGAUCCACAUAGAGCUAGGAAGAAUCUGAGUGAAACAGUAGCUAAACCAAAGAGUUCGAAUGGUGGUAGAAUCAUUACCCUCCGUCCAAGGUAUGGAGAAGCUUCCUGUAGAGUUUCUUCCAGGUAAGAAAGCUGAACAAACCACGUUCAAACCGGCUAUUCCGAAAGCUGAACCGAUCAAGAGGAAGACUCAUGGAAUCGAGAAGCGAGAAGCAAGGAAGAUGAAGACAGAGGUUUACCGAGAAAGCGGUCGCUGUUUCUGGUCCAUCUUCGAUUCAUCUAUAAUGUAAAACAAAACGUUCUCGCAGACUGUUAAAAACCAGUUUUCUGUAAUAUUUUUUUUAACGGUUUCAUCAUGAUUUUCAAAUCUUUGAUCUUUUUGGAUGUGGACGUCUUUAAUGUUAUUUAUUACUAUAACUAGUCAAAUUUUAAGAAAGUGAUUGAACAAAAGACACCAUUUAUAGGCUUAUGGCAAAGAUUCAGUUGCGUCUCAAUCAGAAAUUCAAUAACCAAACAAAAAUAUAUACAGAUCUGGUAAUUAAAACUUGUAGGGAUACAUAUAUACAAGAUUCAUGUUCUGUCACAAAAAUCCAACUUUUUUUGUGAAAACAAAAAUCCAACAUGUGUAUUCUCACUCUCUUUUCUUCUUCAAUCAUGAUUCAUUCAUUGUACAUGUUCUAUAAGCUGUAUGGACAAACACAUUUUGGAAGUAUUGAUAAGUCGACAAAAUAUAAAAUCUUGAAACUUGGAGAAAGAAGCAGACACUAGAAAAUUGAUGUUACUCAGCCAAUAGUGAUGAGUUUGAUAGUACAAGAUGAGUAGUUCUCUUAGCCAGAGAAUCGGCCUCGAUGUCACUUAAUCUAGGAACAUGAUUAAAUCCGAUAGAAUAAUUAAAAGAGUUACAUAAUAAAAAAAUGUACCAGGGAUGACUCUUUGAAACCCUGAUGCAAUAUUUGCCUUUGGAGUUGAGCAACGAGAUAAAAGAUUUAGAAUGUGACUAAAGAGAGAGCGUGCUGCGAUGUUACCUUAGUGAACAAUAGUUUGACCUUUUUCUUGAGCUUUGAGGUUUUUGAUUUGUUUCAUUCCACAUUUUUUGAUCUGUGUGUCAUUCCACAUGUUUUUGUCGGUAAAAAAAUAUGAUAAUCGUAUUUCAUAGUUUCAUAUUUGGCGGUGUGAUCGAUCAAGGAAUUUUUGUUUGUAUUGUUAUUAUUAUUGUAGCUUAUUAUUACGAAAAGACGUCUCAUGUAAACAAGUAUCCCUACCUCUUUGAAGUUUGAGCCACUUACUCCAAAAACUGUCUCAACUCUCAAUCUUGAGCUCUCUUCCUUGUUAACUACGUAACUACCCUCCAUGCCUCUCGCUUUUGUCUCCUCACUGACAGGGCUAGUUUAGGUAUUUUCGUAGUUUCAUCUGAAUCACCGAAAAUAAAAGGGAGGAAACCUUUUUGGUGGAUCAUCCCUAUUCUUAAUCGUCUCUUUUGUUUACGUGUAACGAUUCCAACUUCAAAUGAUUUCUCUAUAUAUAUGAGUUACACUGAAAAAGAGUCUUUUAAGUAGUUCUAUGGUUUAUUUCUUGAGCAAGAAGAAACAGAACACCAUUAAAUGUCCGCAAAGAGGAAGGAGCUUCUGUCCUUAGCCAUGGAGAGAACUAGUGAAUGGAUUUCAUCUCAAGAGAUUCCAAGUGAUAUCACUGUUCACAUAGGAGACACGUCCUUUUCCCUCCAUAAGAUUCUUCUGUCAAAAUGUGGGUUUAUAAAGAAACUUACUUCCGAGUCAAGCAACGAUUCGAACAUCAGCGUCAUCAAGAUCCCAGAUUUUCCAGGAGGUGCAGAAGCAUUCGAGCUAGCCAUCAAAUCUUGCUACGGAAUAAACUUAGAGAUGAACGCAGAGAACAUCGCCAUGCUGCGUUGCGCAGCAGAGUAUCUUGACAUGACAGAGGAACAUUCUGUUGCAAACCUUGUGGAGACAACUGAGGUUUACUUAAACGAAGUGAUCCUCAAGAGUUUACCGAGUUCAGUUAAAGUUCUACAAAGAUCUGAGGGUUUGGUUCCUAUGGCUGAGAGAGUGAAGCUUGUGAGCCGGUGCAUCGAUGCAAUAGCUUAUGUAACUUGUCAGGAGAGCCAAAACAAGGAGGAUGUAGUUGACUUGUGGGCUGAGGAAUUAUCUGUUCUAAGGAUUGAUAUGUUUCAACGUGUCUUGAUAGCAAUGAUGGCUAGAGGGUUUAAGCAACACACACUUGGUCCAGUGCUUAUGCUAUAUGCUCAAAAAGCUCUUAGAGGGUUGCAGGAGAUAUCUGGACGAGGGGCCAAGAAGAUUGAGGUGGAACAAGAACCGGAGAAAAGAGUGAUUCUUGAAACAAUAGUGAGCCUUCUUCCAAGGGGGAGAAACGCAGUUUCAGUGAGCUUUCUUUCAAUGCUUUUAAGAGCUGCGUUGUACCUAGAAACCACAGUAGCUUGUAGGCUUGAUUUGGAGAAGAGAAUGGGAUUACAUUUAAGACAAGCCGUGCUUGAUGAUCUAUUGAUUCCCUCGUUCAAUGGAGACAACACAAUGUUUGAUGUGGACACUGUUCAACGGAUCCUCAUGAACUAUCUCGAGUUUGAAGUUGAAGGAAACACUGUUGAUUUUGCUACUGAUAUUGGUGAACUCAUGGAGUCUUAUCUUGCUGAAGUCGCUUCUGAUAGAAACAUAAACUUGGUGAAGUUCAUGGGCAUAGCAGAAUGCAUUCCAGAGCAGUCUAGGAUAACAGAUGAUGGCAUAUAUCGAGCCAUUGACAUGUACCUCAAGGUGCAUCCAAAUAUAAGUGAAGUGGAGAAGAAGAAAAUAUGCAGCUUAAUGAACAGCCAAAAGCUAUCGCAAGAAGCUUGUGCUCACGCAGCACAAAACAAACGUCUCCCUGUACAUAUAGUAGCCCAAGUUCUGCACCAAGAGCAACAAAGUCUCCGCCAAGUUUUAUGUGAUUCAGAUUCUCCAGUAGCCGCAACCGCAAUUGCACCAGAAAGUCCUCCUCCUCCUACGCUAAGCUCCUACAACAAUGAGCUAUCCAAACUAAACCGGGAAAACCAAGACUUGAAGCUCGAGUUGCUCAAAGUGAAAAUGACGUUGAAGGAACUGGAGAGGGAGAAAGAUUUUGAAAUCAAGAAUUGUUCGGAUUGUUCUUCGGUUUCAACUGCUUCGGUGGUUAAGUCUCCAUUACGGAGAAAGUCAUUUAUAAGUUCCGUUUCUCGGAAGCUUGGAAAGCUUAACCCUUUUGGCCACACACAAGGACGAACCAUGACGCGUAAAGGCCGGAGACAUUCUAUAUCUUAGAGACAAUAAACACUUGUUCUUGUUGAUGUUUUUUUCAGUUCCUGUUUUAAAAGGAGGUUUUUCUGUAUCAACAUGUUUCAUUGUAUAAGGAGAGCAUGCGGAGAACAUCUCUAUAGAGUUUCUGUGUUUGGUGUAAUCCUAAAUAUUAGGGUCAUGCAAUGCAUAUGUAACGCAUCUUCCAGCUUUUACUCAA
Messenger RNA from Brassica napus (rape), 4059 nucleotides. RefSeq names its product putative BTB/POZ domain-containing protein At3g49970. The coding region runs from base 2163 to 3866 and encodes 567 amino acids. The transcript has 5 exons. The record is from RefSeq and is a predicted model, not a curated record. NCBI's taxonomy places the organism in Eukaryota, Viridiplantae, Streptophyta, Magnoliopsida, Brassicales, Brassicaceae. Gene Ontology annotation, molecular function: protein binding.